AUGGCCGGCCAACAGCGCUACCUGCGCUACAUUGUCUUUGCGCUCAUUGCCAUCAUCCUUCUCUUCUUCAUCUCUUCAUCGUCAUCCGUACCAUCCGCACAAUGGCCUACGUACAAGGGCGAUCAAAGCCAGACGGCCGCAGACCCGAGCACGAACAAGCCAGCAGCGCCGCAGACUGGGGCUGAGAAGGAGUCGACCGCUACAACGCCCAAUACCGGCAACCAGCUUCCUCCUGCUACCGCCGGCGGCGAGCGCAUGAACGCAACCUUCGUAACCCUUGCCCGUGAUUCAGACAUUUGGGAGAUUGCCGAAUCGAUUCGUCAUAUCGAAGACCGCUUCAACCGCAAGUUCAACUACGACUGGGUUUUCCUUAAUGACGGUGAUUUCGGCGAAGAGUUCAUCAAGGUCACCACCGCGCUCGUUUCUGGCAAGACAAAGUACGGCAAGAUUCCCAAGGAGCAUUGGUCCUUCCCCGACUUCAUUGAUCAGGACCGCGCUGCCAAGGUUCGCGAGGAGAUGAAAGAGAAGAAGAUUAUCUACGGCGACUCCGUCAGCUACAGGCACAUGUGCCGCUACGAGUCGGGCUUCUUCUUCCGCCACCCCUUGAUGCUGGAUUACGAGUGGUACUGGCGCGUAGAGCCCAGCGUCAAGUUGUUCUGCGACAUCGAGUACGACACUUUCAAGUUCAUGGCCGAGAACAAGAAGAAGUACAGUUUCACCCUCAGCUUGUACGAAUACGUUGAGACCAUCCCUACUCUUUGGGACGCUGUCAAGAACUUCACCUCCGUAUACCCUCAGCACGUGGUUGAAGGCAACUCCAUGAAGUGGAUCAGCGAGGAUGACGGAAAGACGUACAACCACUGCCAUUUCUGGUCCAACUUCGAGAUCGGCAACUUGAAUUGGCUGCGCUCUGAUGCCUAUAUCGACUACUUCACCUCGCUGGAUUAUGCAGGUGGUUUCUUUUACGAGCGCUGGGGUGACGCGCCUGUCCACUCGAUCGCCGCUGCUCUUAUGCUCAAGAAGGAGGAAAUUCAUUUCUUCAAUGAUAUUGCCUACUACCACGUUCCGUUCACCCACUGCCCGACUGGUGAGGAAUAUCGCUUGAGCCACAAGUGCUCUUGCAACCCGAAGGACAACUUUGACUGGAACGGAUACAGCUGUACCGCCCGCUUCUUUGAAGUCAACGGCAUGGAAAAACCAGCAGGGUACGAAAAAGAGCAAUAA
Didymosphaeria variabile is the source of this 1224-nucleotide messenger RNA. RefSeq names its product alpha 1,2-mannosyltransferase 2.4.1 (gene KRE2). Gene Ontology annotation, cellular component: membrane; Golgi apparatus. NCBI's taxonomy places the organism in Eukaryota, Fungi, Ascomycota, Dothideomycetes, Pleosporales, Didymosphaeriaceae. The transcript is spliced from 3 exons. Gene Ontology annotation, biological process: cell wall mannoprotein biosynthetic process; protein N-linked glycosylation; protein O-linked glycosylation. The coding region runs from base 1 to 1224 and encodes 407 amino acids. Gene Ontology annotation, molecular function: alpha-1,2-mannosyltransferase activity. The record is from RefSeq and is a predicted model, not a curated record.